Messenger RNA from Merops nubicus (carmine bee-eater), 527 nucleotides. Its product is annotated as beta-chimaerin. The transcript is spliced from 5 exons. Gene Ontology annotation, molecular function: GTPase activator activity. NCBI's taxonomy places the organism in Eukaryota, Metazoa, Chordata, Aves, Coraciiformes, Meropidae. The annotation marks the transcript as partial. Gene Ontology annotation, biological process: regulation of GTPase activity. The record is from RefSeq and is a predicted model, not a curated record.
AUGCUGAAGAAUACCAGCCUCCAAUAUGGAAAUCAUACUUGUAUCAGUUGCAACAAGAGGCACCACGUCCCAAGAGAAUCAUCUGUCCUCGGGAGGUUGAGAACAGACCAAAGUAUUACGGAAGAGAGUUUCACGGGAUCAUUUCUCGGGAGCAAGCAGAUGAAAUACUUGCAGGUGUAGAAGGAGCAUAUAUUCUUAGAGAAAGCCAGAGGCAACCCGGCUGCUAUACUCUUGCUCUCAGAUUUGGUAAUCAGACCUUAAACUACAGGUUGUUCUAUGAUGGGAAGCACUUCGUUGGGGAGAAAAGAUUCGAAUCAAUCCAUGAUCUAGUUACAGAUGGCUUGAUAACACUGUAUAUAGAAACAAAGGCUUCAGAGUAUAUCUCCAAAAUGACAACAAACCCCAUCUAUGAACACAUUGGCUAUGCCACAUUGCUUAGAGAAAAAGUGUCCCGGAGGCUGAGCAGAACAAAAAACGAAUCAAGAAAAGCAAGUGUAACGAGUGAAGAAAAUACUCCAGUUGAAAAG